UAAUUCCCAAUCCCUCCCUUGAUUUCUCCUUCUUUCUUUUUUUUACCCGCCAAUUUCAACUUUGUCAUCUCCAACGGCUCCUUACUCUGUUCGAUUCACUCGUUGUUCUUGGAUUCCUCUCUUCUCUCGAGUUUCUGUUGAUAAACCCAGAUUUUGAUCCUCGUUGCUUCUGCAAUGGCGAAUCGCGAUUUAGUGCUUGGACAGAAUCAAUCAUUGGUGCUUGGUCACAGCCACACUCUAGACCUUGGUCAAAACCACGAUAUGGAUUUAACACAAGCUCAUCACGAUCAUGAAAUUGACUUAACACACCAACACGACGAUCACGAGCUAGGCUUAGGAAACAUCCAAAACCAAGAUGAAGAAGAAGACCAUCAUCAUCAUCACGAUUAUAUGAAUGAGAACGAUCAAAAGCCUGGACACCACCACGACGACGAAGAUGUUGAGUUCUCCUUGUCAGACAACAAUCAGUUAGUAGUAGUCGGAGGAGAUAACGAGAACCUCGAGCUAGCCAUCGACUCAACCCACGAGCUCGAGAUCGAUCACAACGGCGAGAUGGUAAUGGUCACCACUCUAGUUCAAGCACGCGCCCUCUCCGCCGAGCUAACUUACCAGCUCACGGUCGGACAAGAGUUCCCAGACGUCAAAGCCUGCCGCAGAGCGUUGAGAGACAUGGCCAUCGCGCUCCACUUCGAGAUCCAAACGAUUAAAUCCGAUAAAACACGCUUCACAGCCAAAUGCUCCAGCGAAGGAUGCCCGUGGAGAGUCCACGCGGCUAAGCUCCCCGGCGUGCCGACGUUCACCAUCCGGACCAUACAUGAAAGUCAUACCUGCGGAGGGAUAAACCAUUUGGGCCACCAACAGGCCUCGGUCCAAUGGGUAGCUUCCUCAGUCGAGCAGCGGCUCCGCGAGAAUCCAAACUGUAAACCGAAAGAGAUUCUUGAAGAGAUACAUAGAGUCCAUGGGAUCACCUUGUCUUACAAGCAAGCGUGGCGCGGUAAAGAAAGAAUCGUGGCGACUAUGCGUGGCUCUUUUGAACAAGGGUAUAGGCUGCUUCCACAGUACUGCGAGCAGGUUAAGAGGACUAAUCCAGGAAGCAUCGCUUCUGUUUACGGAUCUCCAGCUGAUAACUGCUUCCAGCGUCUCUUCCUCUCCUUCCACGCCUCGAUUUUCGGGUUUUUAAACGCGUGCCGCCCGCUUCUCGGUCUUGACAGAACGUAUCUGAAGAACAAGUACUUGGGUACAUUGCUUCUCGCGACCGGGUUCGACGGAGACGGGGCUUUGUUUCCGCUAGCGUUUGGGGUUGUGGACGAAGAGAGCGAUGAGAACUGGAUGUGGUUCCUUUGCGAACUUCAUAACCUCCUCGAAACCAACACUGAGAACAUGCCGAGGCUCACUAUACUAUCCGAUAGACAGAAGGGGAUAGUCGAAGGAGUUGAGCAGAACUUCCCAACAGCCUUUCACGGCUUCUGCAUGCGUCACUUAAGCGAAAGCUUCCGCAAGGAGUUUAACAACUCAUUGUUAGUUAACUACAUUUGAGUUUGUUGUCUUCUAUCAACAUUGAGUUAUCAUUCUGGGGGAUCUGAAUCGGACGUCUGCGCUCUGGUUUAGCUGAGUUCGAGGGCCAUUUUCCUUUCUCCAUUCUUGAGUAUCUAUGAGCCAUACUCUCUUGUAGAAGCUACAGUAGUUUUUUACUUUGCCAAGAAGAUCCUCAAACUGAGGUAAAAUGCGAGUAACCCUGAGAGAAGAAGCUGUCUAGUUUAAGCUCUUAGUUCUUUGCACUGCUGAAAAUCUCCAAGCUCUGUUUCCUUAUCUUCUGUGUUUCUUGGGUAUGAGGGGUUUCCUCGAGGGGGAAGACACAGUAGGUGAAGCACCAUCUCGAGAUCUAUCAACUGAUCGGAGUAGAUUUUGAUUUGCUGAGAAUUAGGUCAUCGGAGAAAGGUGGUUGCGGCGGGGCUCUUCUUUUCUUGCGGUGGAGAGUUGUAGGUGCCGUGGAGAUUUUUAAAAAAACCAAGGUUAGGUGGCCGGACAUUGGUAGUCGUGCCUGGGAGAGAUCGCAAAAAAACAGGUGAGAAUGGAGUAAUGAGAUGAUACAGGUGGAGUAAAACACAUCGGUUUUAAUAGAGACUGAACUAUCGGGUUUUGUCUUGUUCUGAACUAUCGGGUUUUGUCUUGUUGAUUCUUAUACAACCUGUCUCUCUCAGAACAUCUCCAAUAGCUUCUUAUCUUCUCAUUUUCUGAAGCUUUUUGCAUUCCAAAAGCUUCUUAUCCUUUCAAAUUUUAAAGGGUGAAUUGAAGGUAUACUAUUCAACCCCUUAAAACACUAUUUACUUUUUGCUUUUGUCCCUACAAUUAUAUAUGUUUGACAAUAGCAUGAAUAACUUUUUAUAUAUCAUAUUUUAGCACGUAUCG
Messenger RNA from Brassica napus (rape), 2409 nucleotides. RefSeq lists its product as uncharacterized. Lineage: Eukaryota; Viridiplantae; Streptophyta; Magnoliopsida; Brassicales; Brassicaceae. The record is from RefSeq and is a predicted model, not a curated record. The transcript has 2 exons. Bases 175 to 1536 code for a protein of 453 amino acids.